UUUGUUAUGUAAAUCGAUGGUGAGCGCUCCGUCUCGAGGUUGGCAGAGCGCGCUGUCAAAACGCUGUCAGUCGGUUGGGCGUCUGUGGGUUGGUAUCGUUGGACACUUAGAUACAUAUUUUUUUUCUCUCGCUGCUGCUGGUUACUUGGUAAAGUGCGUGAUUUUUGGGUGUAUCGUUGCGCCAUUUUCUCCGGGGGGCCCCCCAACACAUACACACAACAGAGACUCUCCGUGCAAAGAAACGGAUACGACGAGGGAGCGCUGCGACGAGAAACAGGAUCCGUUCGGACGGAAUGCGAGGAGCGCUUCGAGGGAGACGACGACGGAUGUUGUAAGAAAGUUAUGUGUCUUGUUGACGAGCUGAGCUGAGCUAAGCCGGAGCAGACAUGCCGUUGCCGAAGAGGUCGGUGGAGCCGGUCUACGUGUCCAGGGGCACCAUCCCCGAGGACUUCCCGCUCCCAUCGGAACUGGAGGCGGCCACGAAUGGUACGUUGGCGAACACCGUUAGACAACUGUCCUCGUUGUCGCGGCACGCUGAAGACUUGUUCGGAGAGUUGGCGCGCGACGCCCAGCAGCUCUACGACCGUUCCAACUCGCUGCAAGCGAGGAUCGAUCGGCUGGCCGUCAAAGUCACGAUGCUGGACAGCACCGUUGAAGAGGUCAACCUCAAGGAUAUCCACAAGAGGAAGUCUUUCAAGAGCGCCGUCGUUUUUGAUCAGCAAAUCUUCUCGAGGAGCACGAUGCCGACGGCUAUGCUGGAAACGUAUCAAUCGUGCGAUCGCCCGCCGCCUCUCGAUAAAUUGAAUUGCUAUCGCGAUGACGGAAAGGACGGUCUCAAGUUCUACACUGAUCCCAAUUACUUCUUCGAGCUGUGGCGGCAGGAGAUGAUUAAAGACACGGAGAGGGCUAUGCAAGGUAAGAAACCGCACAAGCCGAGGAACGCCCAAGGACCGGAUAGCAGUGGCAGAUUGAAGAAACGCGUUCGUCAGCCGCACAAGACGAUCGAGAGGCAACGGCAAAUAGCCAUGGGUCACGGGGAGUAUCUGAUGCCGCAGCAGCAGACGCCGCCCAGAGAGACGGUGGCCUACAGGAAUCCUCAGCAAAUGGAGGAGCACGUGAUGAUGGAGCAGCGGGCGAACCGACCCAACUCGAUCGAGAUCAGGAGAUCGUACCAGCAGGAGGUUCCCGAUGGCAUGCAUUCCCCGAUCUACCCGCCCUACGAGGAGAAUCCCUACCAGCAGGGCAUGUACGGUGCUGGUCCGAUGAGCAACGACAGCUUGUAUCAACCGUCGACGCCCACCCGCAAGAUACGACCGUCGCAACCGCCUCCGGCUCCGCCCAGCAACCAGUCGACGCCGUCGGCGAACACACCGACGAGAGGGCGUAGCAUGUCCACGGGUAGGGACAAUCUGCCACCACCGCCGCCGCCCCCCGACACCAUGUCUCCGCCAAAUGGCAUUCCACCGCACCUCACCCGCCAAUCAUCGCAUUCGCGCUCGAACAGUCCGCAUUCCAAUCAGCACACACCGGAACCGAUCCAAGAUUUGCCACCGCCACCUCCAGUGCCCAAGCAGGCAUCGCCACCCAAACAGUCCACGCCCAUCGCUCCGCCUCCACCGCCGCCGCCACCUAUGCCCCUCCUGAGCAACGGACCGACGUCACCGCCUCCACUGCCGAUGCUCAACGGCGAUCUGGCCAAGAUCCUGAACUCGACGCCACCGAAGCUGACGCCGCCCAAAGAGCGCGCCAGCCAGAAACCCCCUCCGAUGGUCGAUCCUCGGAACGAUCUGCUCAAAGCCAUCCGAGACGGCAUCAAAUUGCGAAAGGUGGAGAAGAACGAGCAGAAGGAGGUGGAGCGAGGAAACGGUCUUCACGACGUCGCCAGUAUAUUGGCGAGAAGGGUUGCGGUCGAGUUCAGUGAUUCGGAUUCGGGAACGGAUUCAGAGUGUGACAGUGAGGGAUGGGAGGAGAACGAGACAUCUGCGUGACACAGACGCAAGGCCAGCACGGCUAGUCACUCAUAUGUAUAAGAACGCACAACGAAUGAUACCGAUUAUUAUGAACAAGAUGAAAGCGGC
Nicrophorus vespilloides is the source of this 2078-nucleotide messenger RNA. It is a transcript of the gene SCAR, whose product is annotated as wiskott-Aldrich syndrome protein family member 2. NCBI's taxonomy places the organism in Eukaryota, Metazoa, Arthropoda, Insecta, Coleoptera, Silphidae. The transcript has 3 exons. Gene Ontology annotation, cellular component: SCAR complex; cytoskeleton. Gene Ontology annotation, biological process: actin cytoskeleton organization; positive regulation of Arp2/3 complex-mediated actin nucleation. Bases 387 to 1988 code for a protein of 533 amino acids. The record is from RefSeq and is a predicted model, not a curated record. Gene Ontology annotation, molecular function: actin binding; Arp2/3 complex binding; protein kinase A regulatory subunit binding.